Molecule: messenger RNA, 3567 nt
Organism: Scylla paramamosain (green mud crab)
Lineage: Eukaryota; Metazoa; Arthropoda; Malacostraca; Decapoda; Portunidae
Product: DNA polymerase lambda-like
Exons: 11
Coding region: 465-2258 (597 amino acids)
Biological process (GO): double-strand break repair via nonhomologous end joining
Cellular component (GO): nucleus
Molecular function (GO): DNA-directed DNA polymerase activity; DNA binding
Source: RefSeq, a predicted model, not a curated record
CAUCAUACAGUUUGUUUACAUUUCUCACGUCAAUUUCUUGCAAUUUGAAAUGUCAAAAAUACCAGAAAAACAGUAGAACUAACAUAAAAACACAAAUAACUUACGAAAAAAAGAAAAUGUAAAUCGGAUGAAAUCACCAGAAUUAAAAAAAUAAAUGGCGGAGAAUCAAGAUUGAGAUCAGAGGGAAGGAGGAAGAGGAAGGACAUUAAAAGUAGCUGGUGAUUAUUAUAUGGAUGACAACCUGAGGAGUGUGCGGAGGCUGAGGAAGGCCCUGGAGUAGGAGGAGAGGAGAAAAGAAGGAGGUGGUCAGAAGAGGAGGAUGAGAGGAAAGUGUGAUCAAUGAAAUAACGUGUUUUCAUUUUAUUCAGUUGGCUCCCCGAUACUCUAGACUGUGAAUAAUAGUGGCGGCGGUGGUGGUGGAAGGUGCUGGCGGCAGGUACGUUAUCUGGUUAGAAUCUGUAACCAUGAAGAGGAAAAGCAAAGGGGUGCUUCCCCUUGCCAAGCAACACAAGGCUGAGGAUGAGACACAUGAGCCACCACCACAAUUCCUCUCUGGCCUGAAGUGUCACAUCCACCCGGCAAACUUUGGGCUGAUGCGCCACAAAGUAUUUGAGAGCCACAUCACACGGUAUGGCGGAGAGCUGGUGCCGUCCCUGCCUGAGUGCUCUGAGGGUGUAUUCCAUGUGGUGUUUGAGGAGACUGUGGAUGAGGAAAAGGUGAAGCGUUUGGUAGAUACAGCAAGGCUCCCUAACAGUGUGUUCCUGAGGUGCACCUGGCUAAUAGAGAGCAUCAAAACCAAGGCAAAGGCUGGGACUCAGAGCCAUUUGAUUCUGUCCAUGAACUCAGUGGAGGAACAAUGUAGAGGAACAGGUGAAUCAUGGGUACAAGAGAUCUCCUGGACACAGGUGGAAGAGACAGAAAAAUCACAUAUUAAAGAUACAGAUGUUGCAGUCACAAAGUCGGAGUCACAGAGAAAUGAAAACCCUGAUAUGAAAGAUGCUUCAGCCAGAACUACUGCUUGCUCAGCCUCACAUGAACAGAGGGAAGACAUGGGGAGUCUGAAAAGUGCUAAAGAAACCAAAGAAGAUAAAAUAGUGGAAGAUGAGAGGGAGCCAGAAGAGUGCAGUAGAGAUGAAGCGCUGGGGAACAAGUCUGCACUGCACAAGUGGGGAGCGGGAGCGGGUGAGGAGGACCACUUGGAGUCACUGAUAAGACCGUUUCCAAAGAAUUUACAAGACAAGUUUGCCUGUGCCCGUCCAUCAAGCAGCAAGCCAGUGGACCUCAACACUCACAUUACCUCAGAGUUAAGCAAGCUGGCUGCCACCUACAAAAGUAAGAAUGACACCUGGCGCUCCGUGGGGUACGAGCGUGCCAUCGCUGCCAUCAGGAACUACAGCAAAGAGAUCACAUCUAGAGAGGAAGCGCUGGCCAUCCCAGGCAUUGGGGGUCGCCUGGCAGACAAGAUUGCAGAGAUCCUGGAGAGUGGGCGGCUGCGGAAGGUGGCCGAGGUGUGCGAAGGGGAGGAGGCUGAGACGCUGCGGCUGUUCCUUGGGGUGUGGGGAGCUGGGCCAUCCACAGCACAGGCUUGGUACUUGCAGGACUUCCGAACCCUUGAUGACCUGAGGACCAAAGCAACACUGACCCGCCACCAACAGAUUGGCCUCAAGCACUAUGAUGACAUCAACUCCCGCAUCCCACGCUCAGAAGUGGCUGAGAUAGAAGAGCAUGUGCGAGAGGCGACACUGAGUCUGGUGAGGGGAGCUGAGGUGCUGGUGUGUGGCUCAUACCGGCGAGGGAAGCCAACUUGUGGUGAUGUGGACGUCCUCAUCACUCACCCUGAUGGCCAGUCACAUGAACUUAUCUUCCGGCCACUGCUGGUGCGCCUCAGAGAAUCAGGGUUCCUCACUGAUGAUCUUGUGACUCAGGAGGACAACGGGAACCAGAAGAAAUACCUCGGUGUGUGCAGACUGCCUGGGGAAGGGAGAAAGCACAGACGCCUGGAUGUGAUUGUUGUGCCGUACCAGGAGCGCGCCACGGCUCUCAUGUACUUCACAGGAUCUGCACACUUCAACAGAUCCAUGAGGCUGCUCGCCACCAAGAAGGGCAUGAGUCUGUCUGAACACAGCCUGCGGGCUGGCAUUGUGAGGCAGGGCGGAGAGAAGCUGAGUGAUGGCUACAUGCUGGACACGCCCACAGAGGAAUCCAUCUUUGCACACCUUGGCUUGGAGUAUCGGCCACCUGAGGAGAGGGACCACUAGCGCCAGCAGCAUCAAUAGUACAGUCCAGCACCAAACACACAGGCAGGGGAAAGAAAUCUAUGAGCCACAGCUGAGGCAAGCCUCCUUGUUCUCCAGGGAACACACCAUGUCAGCCAUGUUCUGCGCUUCAUUGGAAGUAACACCAUUGGUUCCAUUUUCGCUGGAAUCACCGACACCGUUGCUUCCAUUCUUGUGAACGUCACUACUAACUGUCUUGCUCAUUUUGGUCUUGUCAACAGUGAACUGGAUGGCGUUGGCUGCUGGCUUGGUACGCAGGUAAUACAUGCCAGUCUUAAGGCCCUGCAAGAGUAAUGUGUUGUUAAUAUGAUGAAAUUAAAAAUUACUUGUGUACAAAACAAUAUAGGAGGUAAGGGAAAUCAAGAAUUUAACUGCUUGGAUUUCUAGUUGAACCCAUUACAUUAAAAGUUGCAGAAGUUAGACAAGACUCUCAUAAGUAAAUACAAGCCAGUACUCUUCAUUUUUUUUUUAUAUAAAAUGGCUAGACUUGUACCAUGAUCUUAAGCCAAAUAUUUGUUGUUGAUUUUGGAGUUCUAAGCAGAUUAGGAAGAAUUAGAGUAUUCUUAGAUAGGAAGAUGGUGGAUAGCAGACCAUGUGAGUGAGUGAGACCUUUGUGAUAGUUGUGUGACUGGGAACCCUACUGAAGAUUAUAGAUUUUAUGUACUGAAAGCCAAAAUGGGAGUUUCUCAAUUAGAAUUAUAAUGAAAGCACCCAAGAGUAAAGCCAAAGCCCUUCCAGAUGAUACAUAUAUUUCAGCUACUGUGUGGAGAACUGUAGAUGCCUGUGAGUGCACAUGGUGCAAGUGAUGGAAAGAGAAAUUACUCUAAUAAUCUGGUCACUUACCUGGUGCUUUUACUCUAAUCCAGUUGUCACUAAGAAUCAGGAAAAGCUAGUGUACACUUUAGUGUACAACCCAUUCUCAGCCAGUUAAACAGUAUGAAUAUGAUUAGCUACAUAUGUAUGCUUCAUAAAUAUGGUGAUGAUAGACUAAGUGAAUGUGUGAUUCCUUUGUAGAAAGGACAAACAUUAUAAACACAAACAGCAAUAUCCUGUGCUGGACUCCCAAACUCUGGAGCACUGGUGCCAUCCAUGCAACACAAUAGUGAAGUCAUAACUGUCCAAUUAAUUAAGAUUGUUGUGAUGAGCUUGAUCCGACAUCUUCAUGUGAGGUACAAGUCUGGCACAGGUAUUGUUUUGGUUGAUAAGUAUCAAUGUGCAAAACAUGUGAAGAUGUACAGACCAAUGUGUUUCACAACUAUGCAGAUCAGUAAAAUGUUCUUGUAUGUUUGCA